AUGCGGCUGAGGCUCUGGCUUCUCAUCGCCAAUAUUUUCGGCAUUUUUCAAACUUUUCAAGUCUACGGUCUCGCUGAAGGUUUCAUUCAAUCUUUUUUCUUAUCAAUCGGAAAUUGAAGGUGAUUUAUACGAUAAAAUCCUGGCCGACUACGAACCGCUGGAAAGACCAGUGGCCAACAGUUCCGAGCCAGUUUUAGUUCGUAUGGGCGUCGUUCUACAGCAAAUUGUUGAUGUCGUGAGUUUUUUUUUGUUUUGAAACAGUUCUUUCACAUCUACCUAGAUCUAGCUUGGAAAUUUAAUUUUUUUUUUUCCGGACCUUAGUAACGCGAAUCGGACGCGUCCAGGAGUUUCAAGUGGCCAUUUUAGUAGCGACAUAACUCUUAAGAGCUCUCUAGAAUUUUUUAGAAACGUCCAAAGCGCGUCCGGUUUUUGUUACGAAGGUCCGAGAUUAUUUUUCGUGUUGGUAUAUAAAUUUCCAUAAUCCGUAAUGCGUCAGACGCGCUCCACUGAAACAUUGAAAAAAUAACCGUUUUUUAAUCUUCUUAUAAUUUUUUGUUUAAUAUUCAAAUCAUCUUUCUCUGACCAGGGAACGUUUUUUACCCCCCGGUUGAACUUUUGCUGAAACUUUGCUGAAGUGUACUUUAGGACCCCCUGAUUGCAGAUCAAAAAGAAAAUUUCUCGCAAUAGAUCUUGUUUCCGAGUUAUGGAGCUUCAAAGUGUGCAAAAUACGCAAAUUAGGCCAAAAAAGAGCUAUUUCGGGCUUUUGAAGUGUCCUAACUCGAAAACGAGAUCUAUUGCGAGAAAUUUUCUUCCUGUUCUGGAAUCAGGGGGUCCUAAAGUACACUUCCACUAAGAAUAACUGACGAGAUAAACGCGAGCUCGGUGGCGGUACAUUGACUAACUCGCAAAAAUGUCGCUUUUUUCUAGGCGCGAUCCCGCAUUUCUCUCGGCGCGACCUCGCAUUUUUCUCGGCGCCAUCUCGCAUUUAUCUUGCAUUUCGGAAAUUUUCAAAUAGCGAAAGAAAUGCGAGCUCGCGCCUAGAAAAGUGCGAGCUGGCGCCCAGAAAAAUGCGAGAUGUUUGCGAGCUCGUCAAUGUACCGCCAGUGUCUCGCGUUUAUCUCGGCAGUUAUUCUUAGUGUUCGGCAAAGUUUCAGCAAAAGUUCAACCGGGGGGUAAAAAACGUUCCCUAGUGAGAUGAAUUUUUUAGGAUGAAAAAAACCAAGUGGUUGAUGUAAACGCUUGGUUGAAGUUUUCCUGGAUUGACUAUUCUCUCAAUUGGGACCCUGAAGAAUAUGGCGGCGUUUCUGAUCUUCGCUUCAGGUUUCGCAAAAUUCUUUUUUCUUAAAAACGGAAAAUUAUGUUCAGAAAAGGCCAAUUAUGGUCGCCGGACGUUCUGAUGUACAAUAGUGCCGAUCCGCAGUUUGACAGUAGUUAUCCGUCCCAUUUAUUGGUUUAUCCGAAUGGAUUAGUUAAUUGGAUUCCACCAGGUUAAUUUUUUGAAAAAUUUGAUUUUUUCCAAUUCUUUAUUUAUAUUUAAUGAUGAAAAAGGUUCAAAAAGAGUUUAGAUAGGCCUCUAGUUUUUUUUUCCAAAGGAGAGUUUGUGAAAUUUAGCCUCCAGUAUUUGUACAGUUUCUCCGACUUGAAGCGCCUGGAGGCGCGCCCGAAUGUUUUUCUGCCGCAUGUUAUUUUGUCGUUUUCUCGCAGUCAGAGAGGGAAGAAAUAGCCUCCGGCAGAGAAAAACUCGGGCGCGCCUUUAGGCGCUCCAGUUCAGAGUUGCCUCACGUGGAUUGACAAGAGAUUUAUCACUGUGGAUCGCUUUUUCACACCCCUUUGAUUCACUUUUUUUUUUCUUCCAUCUUCUCGUACCACGGCAUUCCUACUGGGGUUCUGAACCAAAGUUUCUGAAUUUACAAAAAAAAAAGUAAGUGCGCGCUCCGGAUAAAAUUACGUCACAAUAACACUGAAUAUUCAAAGUUAAUAACUCGUUUGUUCAAUCGUCUUUGGCUGCGUUCUUGAGAUUCGAAAUUCCACGCCAAAAUCUUUUUGACGUCUCCUCACCCCGUUUGGGAACGCCGUGGUACAUUAGUAACGCCAAACGGGUGCUCCGGACGUUUAUGAGUAAUUCUAGAGGACACUUAAGAAUGUUCACGCUACAAAAGGGGUCACUAGAAAUGCCCCGACACGUCCGUUUUGCGUUACCAGUGUCCGAGUCUUUCUUUUCGUGAGAUUCAAAAUAGCUAUCAGACAGUGAGAAGCGAUUUCAACCAUUGAAAAUUUACUGUUCAUCCUUUGCAACACAGAACAAAAAAAAACCCUCAGCUGCUUUUAAGAGCAUCGGGUUGGUACCUGGUAUUGUUAGCCGGCCUCGCAGUCGACCUCCGUCCGCCAUGGAUCGAGUUUGAAAAAGUCGUCGUGACGAUUUGUUGUCAGCGCGAUCGUCUGUAGUUUCAAAGAUGAAAUACUUUCGAAUGCGGAAAAAGAGUAUAUAUAUACAAAAAUUGAAUUAAAAAGAGCUGCUCGUAAAGAAACAUCAUUUUUUUUCCGCAACCAGAGUGUCUGCGCCCUUGAAUCAUCGCGAUCGUCAUCGUGAUUCAAAUUUGAACACACUAAAUUAAAACAACUACAUUUUUUUUAAAUUUUUAUAUAUCUUUAUAGGCGAGAGGACCCUUUGCGGGCCCUUUGAGCGUCCGUUAUAAAUCCAAAAGCUUCCAUUAAUUGUUCCUAAAAGGGUAGCAACGGUAUCCUUUUUGCUGCCUUUUUUCCGUCCUUUCAUCGGCCUUCAUCCACCCUUUUUGGACCUUUUUAGGGAAACACAAAAAUAUUUAAAUUGAGAAUAAUCUAUACCAGUGACUGUGUAUAAACACAAAUGUGCUACAGUAACAAAAUCAAAAGUCAUCAAUGAACGAGACUUUCAGCACCCUUUUUACACCCUCUGUUGAAGCUUUUUAGCCCACCAAAACCCUUCAUUGAGGCUUCCAUUUUUUCUAGAAAUCUAAAGGUUCAAGAAAUGGUGAAAAAAGGGAGAGGCAGCAAAAAGUAGCCUUUGUCACCCUAAAAGGAACAUUUCUAUGGAUCCUUUUUCCACCCUUUCCGUCUUUGCCUAUGAUAUCGGAUCAAGGUUUUUCUGGCUUCAAUUCAGUGUUAAUAUGGUCAAACCUUCUUUUCUCUUAUUAUAAAACUUUUCGAAUUAAAAGCCUUCAAAACCUCACAUCAAUUGUUCCAGUAGUAGUCGAUAGUUCAUUUCUCCAAGACGCGUUUUUGUUUUCAUUCUCCAGAAGUUCUUUCUGAAGGAAAAGUAAUUAAAAAGGAUUUGUUCAGAUACCAAACUGCACUGCUUGAAGUUGUUUUCGAAUUUCCAUAGACUGAAAAGAGCGAGUUCUUUGAAAGCUUCCUGCAACAGUUUCAACAUUGGAAAAAUCAAGUCAAUUGUAUUAUUUGAAUCAAAAUGAUCCGACUGAUUAACUAUGUAAAGUCAUAAGUAUGUUAGGGAAGCUUUAUGAAGUUAGAAGAACUAACUAGGCGGUGCGCUAGAGCUCCGCUCGGCCUUGUCAUAACUAAUCCUAGACGCCGAAGGCCGUGACGGCAUUUUCCGCGGGGGUCCCAUCAUCGCUUUGUCAGUAUCGCGCUGCCAACAGUUUAUGCUUCCGCCACAGGAAUGGGCUUCAGCGUGACUUUGCGUAUCCAAUUCGCAAGCGAAAAGGAUCGGCACUCCGGGAGUCCCGCGGGCCUAAUCUACUAGCGCUUACAACUCAGAAACUUAUUUUGGGAAUUAGAAGUUUUUUGGAGGCUAAAAACUUAUCUUGACGUUGAAGAAGCGAGACGAGUCGUGAAGGAAGCAGAAAUGAUGAUUGAAUCCAGGUCCAAAAAGUAGAAAGGACACGUUGCCACGUGGUUUUUCGUACGUGUUAAUUUUUUCGAUAACAGGAAAAUGACUCCUUGGGAUGAAGUUCACGUUUUAUUUUUUGCAGAGAAUAACAUUUUUAUUUUGAAAAAAUUCUGGGCCAUAUGACGUGAGAGGUAGAGCUAGUGGAGACACUAAAAACUUUAUAAAGUUAAAAGUUUUUAUUUCGUGGAAUCUCUAGUUUUUUUCUGCGCUUUUCAUUUUUUUUUUGUCCUCUUGUAGAAACAUAUUUCGCGUAACUUAGAGCCAAAUGGAAUUUGCUGAUGCAGUUUGAAGUUUUUAUGAUAUAACUAAUCUGAUUCACAUUAUUUUUCUAGAUUUUUGAUGUUUUUUUCAAACUUAAUUGAAAAGUCCGCCAUAUAAGUGUUUUUUUUCUCUAAAUUUCUGCUUUCUAUCUAUUAAUUCUUUCAUAUUUAUGAUUGGGAGAAAAUUAAUCAAAUAGGCGUGAAAAAGAGCGCCCCAAUGAUGAAUCUCUCGUCAAUUUACGUGGAAAGAGCUGUACAAAUACUGGAGGCUGCGAAAUUUUCACUAAUUUAAUGCCGUGUUCAAAGUAAUUUCCGCGAAAUGCAAAAUGAUCCCUGACUCUCCAAAAUUUAGUGAUCUUUUCCUUUCUCUAACGGGUAUUUUGCAUUUCGCGGAAUUAAAUUGAACACGGCAUAAGGAUCAAUAACCUAAAAAGGCCCUCCUUCUCGAAAAUUAAAAAAGCGAAUCAAAAGAAGUUUUUUUUAAAACUUGUUUGGAAUAUUUUGAAACCUUUUGUUUUUAUUUUCAAGUUCUUCGAAAGUUCUUUAGAGUUUCGCCCACGAAUUUUGGGAAUUUUUCAGUUUGAAAAUCUUUAAAGCUUUUAAACAAGGCCUUCAUUCUAAUUUUCAUUAUUUCUGAAUUUAUCGCAUUAUCGAGGGGUUUUUUUCAGGACUUUUCCGCCUUUCGUGCAAGAUUCAGGUUGUCUGGUUCCCCUUUGAUGUCCAGGAAUGCUUCAUGAAGGUUUGUUUUCGAGUAAAACUACAUUCUCAAGUCUUUAUCUCUAUUUUUAGCCAAAAAUAGCUACGUUUUUAUUUUAAAAUGAUUAUGAACUCAAAUUUAAAAAUAAACCCAUAAAAAGGUACAUUGUUUUUUGUAGUUUGGUUCAUGGACCUUUGACGGCUCCAAAUUGAACCUGGAAAUCGAUGAGAAUGGCUUCGACGUCUCCAACUACAUGCAGAAUGGAGAGUGGACACUGGAAGGUGAAUCCUGGGGGGUUUUAAAGGAGCAUAGGCGAAUUUAUGAAAGGUCUUGAAAGGAAGAUCCAUUCUUACUAAGUUUCCACGUAUAGCCAUUUGCAAAAUCUAAAUUUCAAACAAAAGUUGGUUUAUUUUUGAAGGAACCUCAGUGAAAACAAACUUCCUGUACUACCAAGGAGCCUAGCCAGACUCGAAAAAGAUCUUGAGGGAAAGAUGCGAUUUUAAGGCUUUUAAAGGAGCAUAGGCAAACUUAUAAAAGGUCUUGAGAGGAAGAGCUUUUCUUACUUAAUUUCCACGCAGAGCCAUUAUUAGCAAAAUCUGAAUUUCAAUCAAAAAUUGGCUUGUUUUUGGAACCUGUAAAAAUGAACAUCCUGUACUAUCAAGGAACAUAGCCAGACUUGAGGGGAAGAUUCAUUUUUAGGGUUUUUAAAGGAGCAUAGGCAAGCUUAUUAAAGGUCUUGAGAAGGAGAGCCAUUUUUACGUGAAGCAAAAAGAAAAUUACUAAUUGACUUAUUUUUGAAGGAACCUCAGUGAAAAGGAACAUCCAGUACUACCAAUGCUGUCCAGAACCGUACUACGACCUCGUCUUCACCUUUAUAAUCCGUCGGAGAGUUUUGUACUACGGUAAGCUAAAAACUACAAAAAAAUUUAUAUAAAAUACUCAGCUUUCAACUUGAUUCUACCUUGUAUGUUGAUCACGAUGCUAACUUUGGUCGGCUUUACACUUCCACCAGACGCCGGCGAGAAAAUGUCGCUACGUGAGUGAAUCUACCAUUUUUGAAGUGUUUUCGAAUUUUUAGAAAUUACGAUCAUGCUCUCAAUUUGUAUAUUUCAAAAUUAUGUGACCGAACUAUCACCACCGACUUCGGAAGCCGUUCCUUUUCUCAGUGAGUUUGAAAAGUUGAAAAUCUCCUGCACCAUUUUUGCUGCCAUUUUCCAUUAUUUUUUGACCCUUUGAAAACCAAAAAAAAAAAUGUAGGGUCUGAUAAAAGGCCUCUUUUUGCUGCCUUUCUGCGGCCUUUUCUGAGCCCCUCUCUUUUAGCGGCCAUUAUCCAUCAUUUCGACUUUGCCCGAGAUCUCAAGAUUAUAAAUACCGCAGCGCAACCGCGACGCGUUAAAUCGAAAAGGGAGAAAGAGUCAUUUUUGUCAUUCUUAUGCGAUGUUUCCCACAAAAAAAACCGUUCCUUGGAACCUGUGUGAACCGCGACGCGUAGAACCAUUCCAAAUGCCGCCAUAUAUUUUCAAGCUUAAAACGAAUUUUUCAUUCUAGGUGCCUUUUUCGCCGUUUGCAUGUUCACAUGCGCGUGUUGCGUUACGGCGACGACCCUCGCCCUGAACUUCCAUCACCGCAACGGAAAAUCGCACCACAUGAGCAAUACCGUAAGACUUUAUUCCAAUUUCGUGAGCCUUGAAGGCUUAUUCUGCUUAACUAAGGGGGGUUUCUUACAAUUUCAAAGCUAGAUUCGAUCCGACGCUUUUUAAGUAUUAAAACGGUCCUAAAACUAAAAAAGGGUGAUUGAUAAAACUUUCCAGUUCCGACUGGUGAUGCUGGAAUGGUUGCCCUGGCUUCUAUUAAUGAAGCGCCCUGGAUUUAUCGCGCGCGGCGGUUCGAUGAGAAGAGAUGAAGAUUCUGAGGAGGAAGCCGAGGAGUCAGAAAAUCGGACCGAACAGCAGAGGAUCGCCGAAAUUCUGGCUCAUAUCAGUGUCGAGACGCCGCGACCAACACCUAGGUUUCUAUCGUUUUCCUCUGUAAUAGAACCUUUUUCGAUAAAUAUCGUGAAAAUGUGUCGUUUAUUAGGAAAAGAGAGUCUAAUCUUCGAAAGUUAGAGAGCGUUUGAAAAUGAGAGGGCGAGCGUUUUUUUUUCUUCUAUCACCUGGUGAGUGCCCUCAGGUUUACCAGUGAUCACUAGCUUUCGAAGAUCCGAACGUAGAAUCCGAACAGAAAGUGAAAAAAAGGUACAGCGAUAGAAAAAUCAAGAUUUUUUGUCCAAUAAAAAUAUUUCGAAACGAUUCAUUCUGUAUUGGAAGGAAGGCAGGUCAGGCGUCAAUAAUCUUUUCCACAGUUAUUACUUCCAAACUUUUCCCCCGAAAACCUUGAGAACUUCAAGAAUGGAGCGAAGGGUGACGAUAGUCGACGAAGCUCAUGACGGUCCAACUCGAACGACGUCGCCAGGUCAUCUUUGGUGGAACGCUCCUUCCAGACCCAACGCCAUCGUUUCCAACAAGGUUUCAUCAAAACUCCUCGAUAAUUCUGCUCACAUCUGUAAACACGUUGAGAAAAUGAUUAAUCCCACAAAAAAGGUUUCAAACUGAAACAAUACGAAAAAAGGGAAGAUUGAACCAAAAAAUGAUUUUUUUUUUCAUUUGUCAACCAUAAAAAAAUUAUUAACUCCUUCCAAAAAACUUCGAAAAAAAAAAGCAGCGGUUUUAGAAAGUUCAUCAUCUACGUAUCUCACUUAUCCCUGUUUUAACGAAUCGCAAAAAAAAGAAACCAACUUUCAGGUCCCCGUUGGUCACAUCGCUCAGCUACUCGUUCUCCAGCAAAUUCACUCCCAUUUAUUGGUUUUUUUUAAAAUUUCUCCUUCUUUUAUUUUCUCUUUUCAUAUGACUCAAUGAGUCGCGUUUAAAAGGUCAUUUUUCGAAUAAAAAUGCAAAAAAAAAGGUUUCAAACUUAGGAAUUUCAGAGCGCUCCCUAUGGAGGUUAGGGGUCGAAAAGGCCCUUAUAGGGGUAAAUUUAAGGCUGUCCCUAUAGAGUUUAGGUUCUAACCUCUUAAUUUCUAAAGCUUUAGUGACCCUUAUAGGGUCUCUCAAUUUCAUUCAAAAACUCUUCUUCAGUUUUUCCCAUGGAAAUGCUUCUUCGCGUAUAGUUCAUAACAAUAAUCGACUAGCAGGUCCCCUAUAAGGACCACUAAUUUGAACCCCUAUGGGAACAAGUUCUGCAAGCUUUAGUGGCCUUCAUAGGGGUCAGUGAAGAGGUCCCUAGAGAGUACCUUUCAAGGGGUCCCUAUAGGGAUCCCUCUGGAGUUCCUAAGAACCCUUUUUUCAAGUUUUUUCGUGUUCUCUAUGACCAUCUCUAAGAUUUUUUUUUUAAAUCCCGAAUUGUUUUCAAGUUUUCAUUUUCAACUGGCUUUUCCUCUUCUUCUGUGGUCGGAACUAAGAUUUUUAAAACGCCACGCGCCCGCGACGCUUUGAACCAUUCCACUUGCGGCCGCCAAUUUUUGAAAAUUUUUUCUCUUCCAGGACAUCAACAAAAGCAUUGGAGAAAAAGAGAGAGCGAAAAAAAUCGAAGAUGAUUGGAAAUACUCGGCAAUGGUGAGGUCAACCAGAAAUCCAACCAAAACUAGUUUCAUUUUCCAGGUGGUCGACCGGAUUUGCCUCUUAAUUUUCACCAUCUUCCUAUUCGGAUCAACCGUCGCCCUAUUCUCCUCAGUUCCAAACUUGAAACGCUCUUUUUAA
Molecule: messenger RNA, 8577 nt
Organism: Caenorhabditis auriculariae
Lineage: Eukaryota; Metazoa; Nematoda; Chromadorea; Rhabditida; Rhabditidae
Source: the annotation of a GenBank genome assembly